Molecule: messenger RNA, 249 nt
Organism: Caenorhabditis elegans
Lineage: Eukaryota; Metazoa; Nematoda; Chromadorea; Rhabditida; Rhabditidae
Source: the annotation of a RefSeq genome assembly
AUGAAUUUGUCUAUUGUUUCUCAAUGUGCCAACGACAUUCAAAUGAAAAGUAAAAUAUCAUUUUUGUAUCGGUCCAAUGCUUACAUGAAUAAUGUUUUUACAAUUGUCACGUGGAUUUUAACCGCUAUGGCAUUGAAACAAUUAUGUAAAAGAGCAAUAUUUCCAAAAUCUACACAUGUUCUGAUGAUUCUCAGUUUGAUUGUUACCAGCAUACAUGAAUUAAUUUAUGGAAUAGUACAGGUAUCAUGA